Molecule: messenger RNA, 1955 nt
Organism: Ceraceosorus guamensis
Lineage: Eukaryota; Fungi; Basidiomycota; Exobasidiomycetes; Ceraceosorales; Ceraceosoraceae
Exons: 3
Coding region: 249-1844 (531 amino acids)
Cellular component (GO): membrane
Source: RefSeq, a predicted model, not a curated record
GCAUGUUGGCCGCCCGCGCCGUGCAUGGCUCACCACUCGCGCUUGCUCUCGCCGCGGCCUUGGCAGCCCUCGUCAUGCAACCCAGCAACCCAGCAACCCAUGCAGUCGUGAAUUGAACGCUGAACCCUCCACUCGUGACCCUCAACCACUCAUCCUUCAUCGAUGAUGGUUCCUGGCGCUGCGCAUCGCUUCAUAGAAGGCCCUUGGAAUCGCAUCAACAGUCCCCCCUCCCAUCUCUGUCGACCGCCAUGGCGUCCGCAGCGGUAUUGCUGCCAGCAAUGACGUUGCUCUUGAGGCAAGAGCCCACAGCUACCCCCACCUCUCCUUUACCAGGACCAGGACCAGGACCCGCACCUACGGAUGCACCCUCGCCCUAUCCCAUCCCUUUACCUGGAGCAGAGAUCGGAGAUGAAGGAUGCAGGCUGUUGGGGCCUUUCGCGUUGGCUGUGCAAGCUGCCAUGGGUGUCAUUGUCGUCGGCUCGCUCGUGUUCAAGAGGAGGAGGGAACGGCCGAUGCGACCUUGGAAGAUCUGGAUGCUGGACGUCACGAAGCAGAUGCUUGGACAGGGCUUUGUUCACAGCCUGAACGUCUUCCUCAGCGAUUGGACAAGUCACCAUGGAACUGAUAGGACCAAUCCCUGCGCUCUGUACGUUCUCAACAUCGGAGUGGAUACCACACUCGGCGUCGGAUUCAUCUACCUGGCGAUGCGGUUCUUGACCCACUUCUUGACGGAUGUAGCUGGCAUCGAAGGAUGCGUCAGCGGAGUUUACUCAGCAGCACCCAUCGUCACUGCCUUGCCACCCCCCUCACCAUCCGGCUCCACGUCAGGUCGUCCACGUCUGCCGCGCAGCAGGACGAGGAGGCGAUACAGACGAGGUGCAAGUCAACAUGCUCAAAGACCUCGACUCUCAUUUUGGGCUCGACAACUGGCAAUGUACCUCUUCGCCAUGCUCCUCAUGAAAAUCGCCGUUCUCUUCCUCUUCUCCUUGCUACCCUUUUUGGUCGAUCUCGCAGACGGCAUUUUGGCUCUGUUCGGAGGUCACAAGAGGGCAGAGCUGCUCUUUUCGUUGGCCAUCUUCCCAAUCAUCAUGAACGUCUUGCAAUUCUGGCUCAUAGAUUCUCUUUUGAGGCACGAUCCCGUCAAGAGCAAGUACGCUGCGGAUCCAGACGGGCACAUAGGGGGCGCUCCAGAAGCCACAGGACACGAGGGAAGACCGAGCGAAGCCUCGGAGUAUUUCGAUGGCGAUUCACUAGACAUUGAACGGGGCGGAGGUCGGAAUAGCAACAGUUCUGGAGGAAUGUAUCACCAAGCUCGUAAUCAAUCCGAAGCACAUCUUGUGGGCGACGCUAGCGAGAGUGACGACGACGAGCAGUCUAACAACAGGCGGCAGCGAUCCAGCACGACGGACGCGCACGCAUACCCACCUUCAUUAAAUGGUUCUGCAGCCGGCUCGCGAGCAGGCUCUCCCCGCAACGAUCUGCGCGGUGCCAGCAAGAAGGGCGCGCAUACAAGCUCCGUAGCACAAGAAGCCAGCCUUCGCAAGCCCGAAGGCAAUUCCUCUCACUCUCAGCUAGGAGCACAAGCAGACACUUCAUCAGCACGAGUAGAGCAGGCGUCGAAAGAAAGUCUCAGAACACAAGCGGGCAAAGCUUUGAGCGACGAAGGUGAUGCUGAAGAUGCGUGGGACGCAUGGGAUGACAUUGACGGGGCACCGGCUGCAGCAGCAGCCAUGGGCACUUCUACAACGGCCGAGGACAAAAAGAGGAGCUCCAACGACAUGAAGCUGGCCAUGACUUCUCCCGGCGCAAGCUCACCGCCUGUCGACCCAAAGAGGCGCGAUUGAAAUAUCGAUGUCUCAUGGCUGCGAAGCUAGCUCUUGAUGUGCAUUCGAAGACUGACUGUCCCCAAGUUCUGAGCCUGCUUCUAUCCGAAUUGGUCGAUAAGAUAUGCAGAA